GGAAACCUUUCGAGUCUCCAUUGACGAUGAUUUGGACCAGCGCCAACAUUCCACGGGAUUAUGAAUUUAAGCGUCGGUUUUCAGCUUUCAAAUGAACGUCACUUUGAGACCUUGUCGAUGUUUUCUGACUCUGGUGAUUCUGGUCGGCGAAUUGACAGCUCUUUUCUGAGGAGGAUGAAAACUUUUCCAGGGAAUAUUGGUAGCGCUUCACAAUCGAAGCAGUCUAAGGUUUGUAGAUGGGGAAUAUGAUCAGCUGGACACACAGCCAGACUUCCUCUCUCGAGAUUUCAAGCUCGUGGAUUCUAGAAAUAAUAGAUUGAUGAUGAUUCGGUCACUUCAGUAGGAGGUCAAGGAGAACCUUACGGCUUGUCUCGGCAGUUCUCUGCACUUAGAGCCUCAAAGCAAUCUCAAAGGCGGCUAAGAUGAAGGGUUUACUAUCUGGGAUGAGUAUACCGUCUCUCUUCUCCAAGAGUCCAAAACGUCACCGAAAGUUAAGUUCGGGUGGCUCACGGAAGAAGUCUCGAAAAUCUUCCGGUUUGUCUACUAAAGCUCAAGGACACACUGUCAAUACCUUUCCUGAAGAGACUCCAGAUACUGAUGAGCCCCUACUCGAGGAGCCGGUACUGCUCGAACCUGAAGAGAAAGAAACGGUAUCUUCUGAGGUGGAGGAAGACCCUAGACCACUUCAGGAGUUGGUUGCUCUUGAGCCCGAUCUUAGUCCAAGAUCUAUCACUUACGAAGGCGAAACUGCAACUGUGAGACUACAUUUGAAGCAGACUGUUGCGAUGGACGGAUGGGCGAUGGUUACUCUUUUACAAGGCCGAGCCUCUGUUCAUGGUUACUCCCUGAUUCCGGGCGUAGCUGUUCUUUUGUGUUCAAAUUCGAAACUCGCGGCGGCUGUAAAUAUAGAGUCCCAGUAUGUCGACGGAACAAUGAGUUCUAUGCAGUCUGCUGAAUUCUCGAAAAAUACAGACCGAAGUGUUACUGCCUGUAUUUUGGAGUUCAAGUCGUAUCGAGGAGUUGAUGUUGUUUCUCCUAUGGUUGUUGAUGACUUUGACCCUGAAUCUGCAGCAAAGCGGACAUUUAAACUUGAGAUUCCUGGAGAAACUGUCAUCCGUGAUGUAUAUGCGGAACAUUUGAUUCAAAAGAGAAAGAGAGAUGAGUUAGCUGGAAAAAGCUUUCAAGCUGGCAAAUCAAAAGAUGGCCAGGAUGGUGAUGAUGGAGUCAAAGAUAGUGAGAUGUUUGAAGAUCAGGUUGACAUGGAAGUUGAUGAGAAAGCAGAUGACUCCGAGGGAUUUUCUGAUGACGAUUAUCGAAGGAAGGCACAGAAAGUUGCUCAGACACCCCUUCAACCUACAGUUAUACCGCAGUCUUGGGAAACUGCUGCUAAUGCUAUAAGUUCUUAUUCAGAGCUCAGUUCUGGCGCUCCCAUUGUCGGAGUUUGCGGAGCUAAGAGUUCAGGCAAAUCAACUUUUGGACGCUUUCUUCUAAAUCAUCUCCUUAAUAGUUAUGAAUCUGUUGGUUACUUGGAUACCGACAUUGGACAGCCGGAGUUUACUGUUCCUGGAUGUUUAUCGCUACAUAUAUUGAGAAAGCCUGUUUUCGGUUCUCCUAUUUUACACCUGCAAAACCCAGAAAGGUCUUUUUUCUAUGGUGACAAUUCACCUAAAUCUGACCCAGACAUGUAUUGUCGGAGUAUUGUAGCUCUCUACGAUUACUUCCAGCAAAAUUACGGGGUGAAAAAGACAGCUCGUAGUAGCAACGAUGUUAAAUCUGGAAUCCCGCUCAUUAUCAACACUCAUGGAUGGCUCAAAGGUGUUGGCUACGACGUCUUGGUGAAUAUACUGCGUCACACAUCACCUUCACAUUUAGUGCACAUUAAUUCCAUUGGGGCAAACAAUAAUUUACCAACUGGCCAGUUUUGGGAGUCUUCAAAUGGCACUAACAGUACAGUUCUUUUGUACAUUGAGAAUGCCUUGGAAGGCCCAGACAAGCCACUGAUCCGUGCCAAGGCACCUGCUGAUCAACUAAGAGACUUGAGAAUCUUAGCUUAUUUCAGGCAGUGUUUUUGGAGGAGUCCGUUGCCGUAUCCAUACAGAGAGGAUAGAUUGUAUGCACAAACAGCUAUGAAACUCGUUAGCUGCACUCCAUUUCAGAUUCCAAUCUCAGCAGUCAAGAUAAUCCAUCUACACUGUCAAGUUCCUCAAAAGGAGAAACUGUACAGUAUAAAUGGAGCGUUGGUCGGUCUUGGAGUGAGCCUGAGAACUGACAAGAAGAAUCCUGGCGGUCCUCCAGCAGCAUGUGUGGGCAUUGGGAUUGUGCGAGGAGUGGAUCCCGAAAAGGGAAUUCUGUAUCUCAUCACUCCUCUUGAUUUGGAAACCCUUCAGUGUGUAGACACUUUGCUACAGGGAUGGAUUGAAGUCCCUCUACCACUGCUGCAGGCAAGUGGAUACGUCUCACCUUACCUUUCACAUAACUCAGUUGCGAUUGAAGGAACGGGAUCAUUUGCCAUAAAAAAGGCACACGAAAAGUUCGUCAAAAGUCCGAAAAAGACGUAGGGUGUGAACAGUUAUUCCCCUUUGGCCGAAGGUCAUAAAGUUUUGCCCUACUGGUGCUAGUAAGCACUAAGAGACUCACCCGUAGUUAGUCCAUCAAUCGGCUCUCACAUUUUACUGAGUUUCACUGCCUUAUCAGUUUUCAAACUAAUUCGUGCAGGAGUUUUGCCUCCAUUCGUAGAGUGUAAAGCCUAUUUAGAGUAGUCAGUAGACUAUAUGUUUAAGAAGGCUAGGGCACUGGAUGCAGUGUAAAGCACAUCUUUUUGCAGUAUUCUCACUUAUUAUGUCGUAUGCUUGAGUAACGCGUCAAGCCUGCGGCUUUAUUCGGCUCGAAACUUGCGAGGUCUGAGGUUCAAUUAAAUGCAGAAAGGUAGGAACGAAAAAAUUCAGAGCUCUUAUUGCACCAUCAUGUGUGAUCCAGAAGAAAGGAGAUCCAUGGGUAGCGUUUCACAUGUCAAUGCAAUAGACUGCAAUGGAGAACUCUCCUUAGAGAAACUAGAAGAAUCCCAGCGGAUGCAUAACUUUGACCCAAAUGUACAAUAAUUUAUUGUUUCGUGAAUCUGUUCAGCUUGA
Marchantia polymorpha subsp. ruderalis is the source of this 3128-nucleotide messenger RNA. Lineage: Eukaryota; Viridiplantae; Streptophyta; Marchantiopsida; Marchantiales; Marchantiaceae. The record is from the annotation of a GenBank genome assembly.